This is a messenger RNA of Fimicolochytrium jonesii, 1149 nucleotides long. RefSeq lists its product as uncharacterized. The coding region runs from base 1 to 1149 and encodes 382 amino acids. Gene Ontology annotation, molecular function: arylesterase activity. The transcript has 8 exons. The record is from RefSeq and is a predicted model, not a curated record. Lineage: Eukaryota; Fungi; Chytridiomycota; Chytridiomycetes; Spizellomycetales; Powellomycetaceae.
AUGGCUAUCAUCGUAACUGCUCUCGUGGCCCUUUUGGCAAUCGUUGGUGGCGCUUUGUUCCCCGCUGGGCGAACCUUCUACAGGCUACAGCAAGAGAACAGGGGGUUGCAAUACACGGCCGACUCAUCUUGCAAGCUUGUGCAAGACCCCUUGUUACGCGGAUGCGAGAACGGCGCGCUUCAUGCAGCGUCGGGACAGGUUUUCUUUGCCUGUGCGGUGGAUCUUGAAACAAGGUCGAAAUGGUUUCCGCCCGCCCACCUUCUUGAUCGUGAGGCCGCUAAGGAGCCCAAAGGCGCCAUAGUCGUUCUUGAUUUGAAGACGACGAAAGCCCGCAAACUCGACCUCCACAACUUCACCCCAUCCUUCCACACCUUCGGCAUCGGCAUCGCGCCCUCACGCUCCGACCCCAAAUCCAUCAUCAUCUCCGCCGUUAACGUCGGACUCGAUGGCAACUCGAUCGAGACCUUCACCCAUAAAAUCGGCGAUAAGCACGCGACGCAUGUCAAUACCUUCCGCGAUGAGAAACUGCUUCAUUCGCCGAAUGAUGUGGUGCCAAUUGAUGAGGAUAGCUUUUACGCGACGAAUGAUCGGAGUAAGGCUGCGGUUGGGUCGCUGGCGUGGGGGAUUGUGGGUAAUUUGGGGUGGUCGAAAGCUGCUACCGUUGUGUAUAAGGGCAAGGACGGGAAGGCCAGAGUGGUAGCAGAUAAGUUCACCCUCGCGAACGGGAUCACAACUUCCGCCGAUCAAAAGCACGUCUAUGUGGUCGACACCAUGGCGGCCAUCGUCAAUGUGUACGAGCGCCGACACAACAACGGUCUCCGGUUGAGAGAUACGAUCGAAGUGCCGGUGCUUGGGGACAAUGUGGCGGUGGACGGUUCCACCGGCGCCAUCUACGUGUCGGGGGUGAUCGACAUUAUGGGAUGCCUCAAGGACAUCCCAAUGAAAUCUCCGUGCCUCAGCGGGGUCGUUAAAGUCACCAACAACACAGGCUCAGACCAACUCUACGGCAAAAAGUUCAACGCAGACGUCGUGCACACCGAGUUUGAUCGCGUGGUGCCUGCCGGUAUCGCAGCAGUGGACCAUCAUUUGAAGAAGAGCUUUGUGGCGGGGUGGCAUGGGGGCGUAGUUGUUUGUGAUAAGGUGUUUUGA